Molecule: messenger RNA, 1505 nt
Organism: Triplophysa rosa
Lineage: Eukaryota; Metazoa; Chordata; Actinopteri; Cypriniformes; Nemacheilidae
Gene: bhmt
Product: betaine-homocysteine methyltransferase
Exons: 8
Coding region: 108-1310 (400 amino acids)
Molecular function (GO): betaine-homocysteine S-methyltransferase activity; zinc ion binding
Source: RefSeq, a predicted model, not a curated record
CCUCCUGUUCUGCUUUAUAAGAGCUCGUCUCGUCUCAAGUGCAUCUCACUCCAGUCUCACAGAGCUCUCCCGAAGGUCUCUGACUCACAGCAGUGAUAGAUAUCAUCAUGGCACCAUCUGGAACCAAGAGGGGUAUUCUGGAGCGUCUGAGUGUAGGUGAGGUGGUGAUCGGUGACGGUGGUUUUGUCUUUGCUCUGGAGAAGAGAGGUUAUGUGAAAGCUGGACCGUGGACACCAGAAGCUGCUGCUGAACACCCAGAGGCUGUGCGACAGCUGCACAGGGAAUUCUUGCGAGCCGGGUCAAAUGUCAUGCAGACUUUUACUUUCUAUGCCAGCGAUGACAAACUAGAGAACAGAGGCAACAAACUCUCUUUCACCGGCCAGCAGAUCAAUGAAGCCGCCUGUGAUCUGGCCAGAGAAGUAGCCAAUGAGGGCGAUGCGCUGGUGGCGGGUGGAGUCUCGCAGACACCUUCAUACCUGAGCUGCAAGAGUGAAGGUGAAGUGAAGAACAUCUUGAGAAAACAGCUGGAUGUCUUCAUCAAGAAGAAUGUGGAUUUCCUCAUCGCUGAGUACUUUGAGCACGUGGAGGAGGCUGAAUGGGCCGUGCAGGUUCUGAAGGGAACGGGAAAGCCUGUAGCGGCUUCUCUGUGUAUUGGACCUGAAGGAGACAUGCAUGGAGUGACACCUGGAGACUGUGCAGUCAGACUCAUCAAAGCUGGUGCUGAUAUUGUCGGAGUGAACUGUCACUUUGAUCCCAUGACCUGUGUGAAGACUGUGGCCAUGAUGAAGGCCGCUGUGGAGAAAGCCGGACUGAAAGCUCAUUAUAUGGUCCAACCGCUGGCCUAUCACACACCCGACUGCAGCUGCCAGGGAUUCAUCGACCUGCCCGAGUUCCCCUUCGGUCUUGAACCCAGAAUCCUGACGCGCUGGGACAUGCAGCAGUACGCCCGCGAGGCCUAUAAGGUGGGCAUUCGCUUCAUUGGCGGCUGCUGUGGCUUUGAACCGUAUCACAUCCGCGCCGUGGCCGAGGAACUAGCUCCUGAGAGAGGAUUGCUGCCCGAAGCCUCUCAGAAACAUGGACUGUGGGGCAGCGGACUGGAGAUGCACACCAAACCCUGGGUCAGAGCCAGAGCCCGUCGUGACUACUGGGAGAAACUCAAACCAGCAUCAGGACGUCCACUCUGCCCAUCCAUGUCCGCUCCUGACGGCUGGGGUGUCACCAAGGGUCACGCCGAACUCAUGCAGCAGAAAGAGGCCACCACCCAGGAGCAGCUGCGCCCGCUCUUUGAGAAAGCCGACACCAAAUACUGAGAGGGUCAGAGGUCGGCCUGUCACCCGAGCAUUCCACAUGUUCACGUCACUCCAGUUUUCCACUCAAGUCUUUCUCGUGCUCAAUAAAAUGUGAUCUUAAUCUCAAUGUCACUUGUGUUGUCUUUUAAUGGAUAUACCUAACAGCCUGAGAUUUUAAUAAGCGAGCAUGGGAUGUUUGCGUGACUCAAUCGUGAC